This is a messenger RNA of Sardina pilchardus (European sardine), 1325 nucleotides long. It is a transcript of the gene msmp1, whose product is annotated as microseminoprotein, prostate associated 1. The transcript has 3 exons. The record is from RefSeq and is a predicted model, not a curated record. Gene Ontology annotation, cellular component: cytoplasm. The coding region runs from base 59 to 415 and encodes 118 amino acids. NCBI's taxonomy places the organism in Eukaryota, Metazoa, Chordata, Actinopteri, Clupeiformes, Clupeidae.
ACAGAGUGUGCAAAGAAAAAGAACAAGAAGAAAGAUAAAGAAGAUAAAAACAACAACCAUGAUGGGACCCUGGCCACUCACAGUUCUGGUGACAUCUCUGCUUUGGGUUACCUGCCGAACAGCACCUGCUCAGUGUCACUUUAACUCACAAGCUCUGUGUGAGUAUGAGGGCAGAAGCUACUCUUUGGGGGAGAGCUGGAUGGAGAGUGGCUGUAUUCAGUGCACCUGCCUGCAUCCUGUGGGAGUGGGCUGCUGUGAGACGAUCCAGAGGCCGGUGGACUUCCCUGCCUGGUGCGAGGUGCGUGUGGAGGCUCUGACCUGCACCGUGCGUCUUGUGCAGAGCGCCGACCCCCGCUUGCCCUGUGUCUCCCACGGCAACAGCCUUGACCCCAGCCAUGGGGCCCUGGGUAUGUAGCUCGGGAGAUGAGGAGCAGCCAUCACCUCUGUACCGCCACUCCAGCCCACGACCCACCUGUCCAAUACCAACCCUGCUUUGAGUGCGUCUGAAGACGUCUCACGCUUCAGCAGUAUAGCCGUUUGAACUCAAAUCAGCUCAUUAUCAGACUUAAAGGCAGAGUUCAUGAUCCUGGCGAAUUGUUAUUGGUAUUCAACAAUCCGACCAAAUUCCAUGCUCCUGAAGCAGCCUCUGUAUUGGCAAAAAUGCUAUAUGGCUUAAUCCAAACCACUUUUUCUCAUUUCAAAGCCAGGAAAGUGUUCCGACAACAGCUUCUUGAUUAUACACACAGAACAGACCACUAGCUAGGGGACUAGUUUGCACCUUUAAUUGCCUGUGCUUGCGUAUGCCCUCUGUCGUCUCCAACUCCUGUUCCUAACUUCUUUCCCCAGAUGUGGGCUGUCAAUUAGUCUCUAUGUUCGAGAAGUAUGAUUCCUUAUGUUUCCUGAAUGUACAAUACUAAUGCUGUUAGAUAGCCGUAGUAGAAUCCACUGUGUUGAGCACAGCUGGAAAACAAAGGGUGCAAAAAGUAAGAGUUCUUUUGUCCAAGCAACAGUUUGCCUUAUGAGUACACAUAUAUGCACGUUAUUGUCCCUGUGUAAACUGCGUCGGCGCGCGCACAUACACACACACACAAGCACAUGUGUAAUCUACUUGCUGCACACACGCACACAUUCAAAUGUAUAUCAUAUCGUAUAUAAUCCCUUGUAGAAUAAGAUCAUACAAAUACAUAUGCAUGUCACCUGUGGUGUGGGCAAACACACACACACACAUGUACAUAAAUGCAUGUACAGUAAUAUAUGACAGUACCACUUAAUAUUCCAUGUGUUGUAUAAGCACCUUAAACUGGUUAAGUAAAAUAAAGCUAAAU